Molecule: messenger RNA, 1143 nt
Organism: Pararge aegeria (speckled wood butterfly)
Lineage: Eukaryota; Metazoa; Arthropoda; Insecta; Lepidoptera; Nymphalidae
Gene: TBPH
Product: TAR DNA-binding protein 43-like
Exons: 1
Coding region: 170-1057 (295 amino acids)
Biological process (GO): regulation of gene expression
Cellular component (GO): nucleoplasm
Molecular function (GO): RNA binding
Source: RefSeq, a predicted model, not a curated record
UCACACGUCAACGUCAUGCGUAGACCACUUGCAUUAUAUCAGGUCCAAAUAAUUUAAUUUUAGAGAAAAAACUCAAAAACGUUAACUUCGGGGCUUCUUUAUGUCCUCGAGAAUGCGAUAAUGUAAACAAAGAUGUGCGGUGCGGCAGAAGCGGUCGUGUGCUGAAGCAAUGUCGAUCGAGUAUGUGGUGGUGAGCGAGGGCGAACAGGACGAGCCCAUUGAGCUGCCCGCCGAGGAGGACGGCUCGCUGCUGCUGAGCACCGUGGCGGCGCAGUUCGCUGGCGCCAGCGGGCUCAAGUACCGCGCGGGCGGGCGGCUGCGCGGCCUGCGGCUGGCCGACGAACGCGUGCUGCCGCCCGCCGAGGGCUGGGCGGCCUUCCGCUACUUCUGCGCCUUCCCGCGCGCCGACGCGCCCGUGCCCGCCCCGCGGCCGCGCUGCUCGGACCUCAUCGUGCUGGGCCUGCCGUGGAAGACGGGAGAGGACGCCGUGCGCGACUACUUCUCGGCGUUCGGCGAGCUGCUCAUGGUGCAGGUUAAGCGCGACGCCAAGACCGGCCUGUCCAAGGGCUUCGGCUUCGUCAAGUUCGCAGACUACGAGGCGCAGUUGCGCGCGCUGGGUCGGCGGCACAUGAUCGACGGUCGCUGGUGCGACGUGCGCAUCCCCAACAGCAAGGACGGCGGCUCGGCGGCCGACCGCAAGGUGUUCGUAGGUCGCUGCACGGAGAGCCUAUCGGCCGACGACCUGCGCGAGUACUUCGGUGCUUUCGGCCAGGUGACGGACGUAUUCGUGCCUAAGCCCUUCCGCGCGUUCAGUUUUGUCACGUUUCUGGACCCGGAGGUGGCGCAGUCGCUGUGUGGGCAGGACCACAUCAUCAAGGGCGUGUCGGUGAACAUCUCCACGGCGUCGCCCAAGCGCGAGCGCGGCGGCGCGCGCUCGCAGCUGCUAGGCUGGGGCGUGCUGGAGCCGGGCGCGCCGCGCGUGUACAGCUGGCCGCCCGACGCGUGGCAGCACGCGCACGCGCCGCCCGACGCAAAGCCCUACCUCAAGUACGACUAGUGCAGAUCCCUCCUUGUUGAUAGCUCACAGAUUUUAUAUAAAGUAAAUGUGUAAAUAAUAAUAUAAUAUAGAAUGAUAAAGUUGUU